Molecule: messenger RNA, 2934 nt
Organism: Cyphellophora europaea CBS 101466
Lineage: Eukaryota; Fungi; Ascomycota; Eurotiomycetes; Chaetothyriales; Cyphellophoraceae
Exons: 1
Coding region: 1-2934 (977 amino acids)
Molecular function (GO): hydrolase activity; glutamine synthetase activity
Source: RefSeq, a predicted model, not a curated record
AUGCCGCCCGCUCCCGAAACCUAUCCAAGUCUGCACCACAUCUCAGACAUCGACAAUGCCACCGAAGAAGACCUGCGGCAAGUCAUAAGGACAUACCCAGUCAUUGAUAACCAUGCACAUAACAUUUUGACGGAAGACAAUGCCUACGGCAGUGCGGAUCAUCCAUUUGAGGGCAUCACAUCCGAGGCACAAGGUCAUGCCCUCUUGGACCAUGUCCACACAAGCCUCUCGCAUAUUCGAGGAAUCAAGCAGCUAGGCGACCUCUAUCAAUGUCCGGGUACGGCAUCAGACGUUAAAGCCUGCCGGUACGAGUGGAUUCGACGUGACUAUCAUUCUCUGGUCAAGAAGUGUUUGGAGGGCACACAUACGAUCCUGAUGGACGACGGCCUUUCUCCACAGGUCGUCUACCCCUACAAAUGGCACAGACAGAUGGUUUCUUCCGUCUACCGAAUCGUCCGCAUCGAAGCUAUAGCCACCGAGCUUCUUGAGCAACUGGCCAUCGCAGCUGGGUUUCUCAAAGUUGGCCUCGAUGCUGACUGGGACAUUUCGCAGACCGAGUCAUUCCUUGUGAGAUUCAAUACCGUCUUCAGGAACCAGGUUAGGACUCUGGCCAAUGAUCCUGACGUUCGCGGAUUCAAAUCCGUCAUUUGCUAUCGAAGUGGUCUAGACGUGGCGUUGGACAGCCGAAAUAAUUUCAGACCGCAUCAGUCUUUGACCGGAUCAAACCUGCUUACAGCGUUUCACGAAUUCAUGCAAAGCGCUGUACGCGACCACAACUAUCGCAUUCAGCGAAAAGAGGUCAACGACUAUCUCGUUGUAGCCGUCUGCGAUGUCUUGGACAAGCUGGUUGACACUGAUGGCGAGAACCUCCCUUUUCAAUUCCACACUGGUCUUGGUGACAAUGACAUCAACCUGGUGAAAGCCAAUCCCGCCUACAUGCAGCCGUUAAUCGAAGCUUUCCCACAUGUCGAUUUCGUCAUUCUUCAUUCGUCGUACCCCUACACUCGCGAAGCGGGAUAUCUAGCCUCAGCAUACAGCAAUGCCUGGCUCGACAUCGGUGAAGUCUUUCCAAUGCUCUCGCGAGAGGGCGAAGAGCGGAUGUUGCGAGAAGCUCUAGAGCUUUCGCCUACGUCGAAGAUAUUGUGGAGCACAGAUGGCCACUUUUAUCCCGAAACAUACUGGCUGGCCAACCAGCAGUUUCGCGCAACUUUGGAGAAAGUUUUACUCGAGUACGUUGCUGAGGGAGAUAUCUCAAUCCCUCAUGCGAUUCAUAUGGCAGUGGAUAUCAUGUUUUGGAACUCAAAUACCCUGUACAAGCUCGAUGAAGAAAGAAGAUUUCCCGAACUGAUGCGGGCUCUGGGCCAAGUGAACCAUGGAAGUGUUAGGACGAUUGUCAAUGGCAGCUCAAAGCCAGGUUCUUACAUGUCGUACGCUAGUACCGCAGUUGAGUCGUCGAUACAGAGCAGUUCACGACCAACCCCUGCUUCCAGGGCUGAGACAUCAACGCCGGUGCAGGAAAAUGCACUUUUUCGUCAUCCACAUACGGCAACCCCUGACCAAGAGGAUUUAUCCCUGCCCACUUCCGCCGAUAACAUUGCCGCUUUCGAGGCUUUCCUUGAAGCUAAUGCGGGACUCAAGUACAUUUGGCUUCAGAUGUGCGACUACACAGGAACGAUGCGUAUGCGAAUGGUCCCACUCGACCAGUUUCGAAAGCAACUGACCUCUGGCAAGCUAUGUUACACGACUGUUGCUAUCAGCCGACUCUUGCAGGAUGAUAUGCCGGCAACCGGCAUGAAUACGACUGGACAGUUCCUGCUGCUCCCUGAUCUAUCCAGUCUGUCGCUGAAUAGAGGGAUUUCCUCACCUUCUGCUACUGUCCAGACUUGGUGGAUGCAAGACACUUUUGACACUCCUGUUCGCCGGCAUUGGGAUCGAUGCCCUCGUUGGGCCCUACAACAUCAAGUCAAUACCUUGAAGUCCGAGUACGACAUCAGCAUCCUCGUUGGAUUCGAGAUUGAGAUCGUUUUUACCCGACCCGUUCUUGCCACCAACGGGCGUGACAUAAUCGAUUUCGAGCCACUGCAUACACUACACUCUUGGUGCAACUUGACUUACUCUGACCUGGACACUCUACCAAUAGUUGAAGAGAUCGUGGACGCUCUAGCUUCUAUUGACAUCACUGUGCUCCAAUUCCAUGCAGAGAACGCUACUGGGCAGUGGGAAUUUCCCCUACCAUGCACUGAGCCUGUCAAGGCUGUCGACAUGCUCAACAAAGCCAAGAGUGUCAUCCAGAACAUUGCAAAGGCGCAUGGUCUCAAGGCCACGAUGUAUCCUCGCCCAUACGCCAUGACUGCAGGUUCAGCGCAGCAUGCGCACUUCUCUCUCAAUGGUCCUGGUGUCGUUGAACGCUAUGCUGAUCCAUUCUUGGCGGGAGUACUGGAGCACCUACCCGCCAUUCUUGCCUUCACAUUACCCACUGAGGAGUCUUAUGGUCGGGUUGCGUCAAGUGUCUGGGCUGGUGGGGAAUACGUCGCGUGGGGCUAUCAAAAUAAGGAAGUUCCUUUGCGUGGCAUCGCUCCAGGCCAUUGGGAACUGAAAACAAUUGACGGUAUGGGUAACACAUAUCUAUCGAUCGCGGCUCUGCUUGCUGCUGGGUUGUAUGGUGUUCGGCAGGAGCUCAUCUUGGAACAUCGCGACUGUGUAGGCGAUCCUUCGUCGAUGGAUGAUGAGGCGAGGGCGCGCUUGGGCAUUACCAAAAAGCUACCUCACAGCCUGAAAGAGAGUCUGUUUGCUUUGAAGCAGAGCACCGUGCUCAAGGCCGCUCUGGGCGAGAGUCUGGUAGAGGACUAUUUGGCUGUGCGAGAGUCUGAAUUAGCGAAACUGGGAGCCAUGGAAGAACAAUCAAGGCGAGUUUGGCUAAUGAGUCGAUAUUGA